AUGAAGACCUCAUGGGCGUUGACCGUUUUGGUCGCGCUCGCCUCCGCGAAGCGCUCUUCAUGUUCUCAGUGCCGUUGCUUGCCCAGUGACGGCUGCUGGCCCUCUCCUUCCUCCUGGGCCGCGCUCAACUCCACUGUUGGUGGUCGUCUGGUCGCUACCGUACCCAUCGGAUCCCCCUGCCACGAUCCCAAUUACGAUGCGACCGCCUGUGCGGCUUUAAAGAAUGCCUGGAAUCUUCCCCAGACUCACAUCGAAUCCUCCUCGUCCAUCAUGCAGACCUACUUUGCCAAUCAGAGUUGUGACCCCUUCACCGCAGAGUCCACGCCGUGUCUCAUGGGCAACUAUGUCAAUUACGCCGUCGAUGUCUCCUCCAGCGACGAUGUGAUUGCCGCCGUCAACUUCGCCCGGAAGAACAAUAUCCGCUUUGUCAUUCGCAACACUGGUCACGAUUACUUUGCUCGCUCCAGUGGUGCUGGCGCUCUUUCCGUUUGGAUGCACCACUUCAACGACGUUCAAUACCGCGACUGGUCCGACGCUCACUACAGCGGUCCCGCGUUCAAGGUCGGCGCUGGUGUGAUGGGCUACCAGGUGUUGGAGGCGGCUCACGCCAAGGGCCUGGUCGUGGUCGGCGGCGAAUGUCCCACCGUCGGUCUCGCUGGUGGAUAUAUCCAGGGAGGUGGACACUCCGCCCUCAGCACCUCCUUCGGACUGGGAGCCGAUAACGCCUUGGAAUUCCAGGUGGUCACGGCCGCGGGAAAGCUGGUCACUGCCAACCGGACCACUAACCCCGAUCUCUUCUGGGCUCUCAGCGGCGGUGGUGCCGGCAACUAUGGUGUCGUCGUCUCGGCCACCAUCAAGGCGCACCCCGACGCCACUGUUGCUGGCGCUAGUCUGCAGUUCCUCUCCAGCAAGACUACCCCAGACAACUUCUACGAGGCUAUCUCCGAGUUCCACGGUCUGCUACCCGCCAUGAUUGAUGCCGGCGCCACCGUCAUCUACCAGGUCGCCUCCUCCUUCUUCGCGCUCAACCCGGUCACCGCGUACAACAAGACGACCAACGAUGUCAAGGCCCUCUUGACACCCUUCCUCAACGUCCUGGAUUCCCUGAACAUCACGUACGCUGUUGCCUACACCGAGUACGCCUCUUACUACGAUCACUACAACAAGUACAUGGGCCCCUUGCCCUACGGUAACCUCGGAGUGGGUGAGUACCAGUACGGUGGUCGUCUGAUCCCCCGUGAUGUCCUCGACAACAACGCCGCUGGCUUUGCCUCGGUCAUCCGUAACAUCACCGAGCACGGCGUCAUCGCUGUCGGUGUCGGUAUGAAUGUCUCUCAGCCCGGUGAUGUCUCCAACGCCAUCUUCCCCGCCAUGCGCAAUGCCGCCGUCACCAUGCAGAUCGGUACGCACUGGAGCGAGACCGCUCCGUGGUCCCAGAUGGUCGCCGAUCAGUACCGGAUGACCGACGAGUAUGUGCCCCAGCUGGAGGCGGUCACCCCUGGCAGCGGCUGCUACCAGAACGAGGCCAAUUUCCGCCAGCCCAACUGGAAGGACACGUUCUUCGGCGUCAACUACACUCCCCUGCUCAAGAUCAAGCAAAAGUGGGACCCCAGCUACUUCUUCUACGCUCUCAAGGCCGUUGGCAGUGACUACUGGACCGUUGACGACUCGGGUCGUAUGUGCCAUGCUUGA
This is a messenger RNA of Aspergillus udagawae, 1692 nucleotides long. Its product is annotated as putative isoamyl alcohol oxidase. The record is from RefSeq and is a predicted model, not a curated record. The transcript is spliced from 3 exons. Bases 1 to 1692 code for a protein of 563 amino acids. Gene Ontology annotation, molecular function: FAD binding; oxidoreductase activity. NCBI's taxonomy places the organism in Eukaryota, Fungi, Ascomycota, Eurotiomycetes, Eurotiales, Aspergillaceae.